Molecule: messenger RNA, 2446 nt
Organism: Copidosoma floridanum
Lineage: Eukaryota; Metazoa; Arthropoda; Insecta; Hymenoptera; Encyrtidae
Product: ribosomal protein S6 kinase beta-1
Biological process (GO): signal transduction; protein phosphorylation
Molecular function (GO): ATP binding; protein serine/threonine kinase activity
Source: RefSeq, a predicted model, not a curated record
ACUCGGGUCUCUAUAUGGAGCUCUCAGUCUCUCACGUCUCACGUGUAUAUAUAUAGUCACUCUCUCUCAUCAAGUCAUCGCAGUCAUCACGUAUCACGUCUAUCGGUCUGUCCGUCUGUCGACUGCUCUUUCUCAACAACAAACUUGCUUACUCGCGUAUACAUGCAUAUACAAUGUGUAUAUAAUAAAUAUAUACCUAUGAGGGCUAUGAGGCGUACAUGAAACGCAACACGCAACGUAAUCGUCGCGAUCCUCUUUGCGAACGUGCAGAAUAUACACUUACCUUAUUUAAUCAGUAUUUCGUUUACGUCUGACACUCUGGCUCCACUGCAAGCUGGAUAGAAUUAAAGCCAACAUCAAGAGCAAGAACGCCAGCGAGUAGCGAAUACACCGUGCUUGUAGAAUAUACCAACCAAGCUUGCAAGCGAAUAAAAAACAGCUAGAGUCUGGGUACACGUGACAGACGAGAAAGAGCGUCUUUGAGUACCAUAACGAGGACUUGGAUUUUCUUUUCCACCCUGUAAUAUCAUACGGCUCUUACAUCUAAUUAUACACGGAGGAAGUGAGAAACCGAGGAGGUGAGCGAACAAGAAGUGCAGCAGCAACUCCUGCAGGGGGAAUCAACACAAGCAUGGCAGGGGUCUUCGAUAUCGAGCUACCCGACGGCGACAACUUCAACACGGAGGACGAGUCCGACGACGAUGACGCUCUCGAGGCCGACAACCUAACGGAGGACUAUGAUGACAGCCAUCACGACGUCCACCACAUGCUCGAGUCCGACAAUAUCGAGCAGGUACAGUUAAAUGAGCAGAACGUUAAUCCUGAACACGAAAAGACUGGACCUGAGGAUUUUCAUUUGUGCAAAAUCCUGGGCGAGGGUGGCUAUGGCAAAGUGUUCCAAGUCAGAAAAAUCACAGGAAAAGACAAGGGCAGCAUAUUUGCCAUGAAGGUGCUAAAGAAAGCAUCAAUUAUAAGAAAUCAAAAAGACACAGCUCAUACCAAAGCAGAGAGAAAUAUCUUGGAAGCAGUAAAACAUCCAUUUAUAGUGAAUUUAAUGUAUGCCUUCCAAACUAAUGGUAAACUAUAUCUCAUAUUAGAAUACCUUUGUGGCGGAGAACUGUUUACUUAUCUAGACAGGGAAGGAAUUUUUUUGGAAGACACAACGUGCUUUUAUCUGUCAGAAAUCAUCCUUGCAUUAAAACACUUGCACAAAUUAGGGAUUAUAUACAGGGAUUUAAAACCUGAAAACAUACUGUUGGACAGGGAAGGUCAUGUAAAAUUAACUGAUUUUGGCCUCUGCAAAGAACACAUUCAAGAUGACACAGUUACACACACUUUUUGUGGAACUAUUGAGUACAUGGCUCCCGAAAUCUUAUUAAGAAGCGGACAUGGUAAAGCAGUUGAUUGGUGGAGUCUGGGAGCACUAAUGUAUGACAUGCUCACUGGAAUGGCUCCGUUUACUGGAGCUGAUCGGAAGAAAACUAUUGAACAGAUUUUAAAGGGAAAGUUGACCCUCCCACAGUAUCUUUCUCCUGAUGCUAGAGAUUUGAUUCGCAAAUUGUUAAAGAGACAGGUACCACAAAGAUUGGGUUCUGGUCCAGAAGACGCGGAGCAAAUAAUGAAUCAUCGUUUUUUUAAUCAUCUUAAUUGGCAAGAUGUUAUUUUGCGCAAACUAGUACCUCCUUUCAAGCCUGCAUUAAAAAGUGCAGAUGACACAUCGCAAUUUGAUGAACAGUUCACCACCACAGUGCCUGUAGACUCGCCGGUUGAGAGUAUGCUAAGUGAAUCUGACAACAUGAUAUUUCAAGGUUUUACUUACGUAGCUCCUAGCGUAUUAGAAGAAAUGUAUAGCCAGCCCCGUGUUUUAACUCCUCGAAGCGAGUCAAGGACUCAGAUCAGUAAUAGUCAUAAUAGGCGUCACCAUGGGUUUUCUCCAAGAUCGCCUGAAAUGAACCUACGGCCACUAUCGCAUUUCAAUAAUAGCAUCGGGCUUACUGUACCAGACUAUCACAGUGCUGAUGACACUGAAAUGAUGGAAGUCGGACAGCUGGUUAGUCAUGUAUAGUAUACAAAGCGUCAUAGCAAAAGUUUCUAAGCAACUGCCAAGUUUUCACAUUGUCAUUAGAAAUUAAAUCGCAAAAUUAUUUGGCUUCUUUUGACAUUGAUGUACACAAGCACAGCCAGUGCAUUAUGAACGGCGUGUCACACGAAACCGUGAAAUUUGGUGAUUGCAUCUAGUUAAAUUACCCCAAAUCCAUUUUUUUUCUUUAACUGCAGAUGAAUAGCAAGUACACUAGUAAUGCUAAUUGUGCAACUUAAGGGAGAAUGCGUUGCUUAUUUGAAAGCAAACUACCACAAAAAGAUGAUUUUAGCAGCAGAGAAAAGCAUACCACUGUAUUAGGGUGCGAUUACAUGGAGGCGGAUGGACGUCCCGCAAGUUCGGAAA